This is a messenger RNA of Amphibalanus amphitrite, 3455 nucleotides long. Its product is annotated as protein stum-like. The record is from RefSeq and is a predicted model, not a curated record. Gene Ontology annotation, cellular component: sensory dendrite. NCBI's taxonomy places the organism in Eukaryota, Metazoa, Arthropoda, Thecostraca, Balanomorpha, Balanidae. The coding region runs from base 227 to 3223 and encodes 998 amino acids. The transcript has a single exon. Gene Ontology annotation, biological process: taxis; sensory perception of mechanical stimulus; proprioception.
UGAUUAUGGACGGCGGCCGCACGGAGGUCAUGGUACACACUCUGCACCGGGAUGGGGUACGACCACACUCCCCCUCCCCGCGCACUGCUUCGGCCGCCGGCGGAGGAGCAACACGGUUCCGUUCGGGGCGGAGGAGACGGCCGAUAGCUCUGAAGUUCGCGUGUCGACCGGGGCUCGUCGAAGCGGUCGUUUGUUCAGGUUAUCGUGCGGCUAAUUCGCCAGGACCAUGGUGUCCACUGGCACGGGCGCGUCCGACGAUUCGGAGCCAGUCGAUCGGCACACUGCGGGAGACAGUGCUGGUCAGCCGGAACGGGACCUUCAGUCGGCAGCGGCGGCGGGCCCGGCUGGCCAGCGCGCCGGCCAGUCCUCGGACCACGCUCCAGAUAAGUCAGCAGAGCCGUCGGAGCAGUCCUCGGAUCAGUCCUCUUAUCAGUCCUCAGAUAAGUCCUCUAACCAGUCCUCAGAUAAGUCCUCUAACCAGUCUUUAGGUGAGUCCACUACUAAGUCUUUGGAGCAGCCUCCGGAAAAGUCGUCUGAUCAGCUACCUACUCAGUCCUCAGAUAAGUCCUCAACUCAGUCCCCGGACCAGGCCUCAGCUAAGUCCUCCAGUCAGUCUUUGAAACAGUCCUUGGAAAACUCGUCUCAUCAGCCCUCUCAUUCCUUAGAUCCGUCCUCAAAUCAGUCCCAUGACCAAACCUCAGAUAAAACCCAAAAUCCACCACCGGAGCAGCCGCUAAAUCAAAUAUCUAACCAGUCCUUAAUCGAAACCUCUGAUCAAUCCUCUGAUCUUUCUCCUGGGCAGUCAUCUGGCGAACCCAUCAGCCAACCCUCUGCCCGAUCCUCUAGUCAGCUGGCUGAAAAGCCUUCACAGCAAUCUUCUGAAGACACCCCAGAGAAGCCUUCUACCCAGUCCUCUAUCUCUAGCGCCGCCCUUUCCACCGAUCAGGCAGGUUCCGUAGUCAUCCAUUCAAGUGUCACUACCACUCAACCUCAUUUGCUACCUGGGCAGCCUAUUCCUUUACCUAAACACCCAGAUUCUUUAAUUGUUCAGGCUGAUAAUUCCCCUGAACAAUCUGGCACACCCAGUCAGUCAGAUUCCUAUCCUGGACAUCUUGAGACUCUCCUCGAAGAGCCUGACCUAUCACCUGGACAGCCUGUGUCCUUACCCGGGCAGUUCGACCCCUCGCCUAGUCAAAAUGACCGCGUAGGUAAACAGCCUGUCUCAUUCUCUGGAGAACUUUCCACCGUCGCCACCGUCGAACAGCUCCUUCCAUCCUCUGCUGAAGCGUCGUCAGCUUCUUCGUCGUCGCGACCGACGCGCAGUCCAAAGCCGCCGAAGAUCCGCAUCACCCGGCCUCCGCGCGAGUCCUCUGUGUUCGCCUCGCUGCUGCCGGGCCGGUCGCGCGCCGGACCAGUGGCGGAGAGUCGGGCCAAGUAUCGUGCCCCGACCGUCCCUCGCCUGCCAGCUGUCAUGUCCGGAAGAAAAACGGCGUUCGGCGGCGACUCUGCUGAUCCCGCUCGGCAGAGGACCUCUGUGUUCGACCGGCUGUCGCGGCCGGACACGAGGUCGCGUGGCAGGAGCAGUGUUGUGCAGGAGCGGCCACAGCCGCCUGCGGUGGCAGCGACGUCAACUGACGAGACAAGCCGACCACGUGCUGAAGAGCUGUAUGACCGUCUCAUCAGCGGCCGUUCCCUGCACGACCAGCCAGACUCUUCCAGCAAGGAGAUCUUGGCUCCGCGCAUGGUGGCUGCGACGGUCAGUGUGACAGAGGAGAAGCCGGCGACGCCGCCCAGACUUGUUCCGCCGCUGCCGAGACAGCCGACAGUUGCCAGCAUCAGCAUCGAAGAUGAGACGCGCGCGGCAGUUCGUCAGGCGCAGGGGCCGUCAACGAAACAGGCUGCGGCAACGAGAGGCAGCGUAUUCGACAGGCUGUACGGAGCCAAAACAGGCAGAGUCAGAGGCGGAGCGAAAGGUGAACAGAAUGAUGGCGGUGUCGCAGUUGCAAGUGGAGCGGCCGCUCAAAAUGGAUCGGAAGGGAAGGAUGCGAAGGAAAAUGAAAAGAGUCAGGCAGCUAAUGGUCGCAAAGGCAAUGCUGAUGCUGGGAAAGGAAAAGACACUGCCACGAAGGACAGUCGUACAAAGAAGGAAAAGACAGCUAAAACUGAGGCAGAAACAGCCGAUGAAACCGACAACACCACGACUGACGACAAGAAGGAGCGAAAACGAGACAAGCAAAGCUCUAUCUACGACAGGCUUUUCGCAGGCAAACCGGCAGCAACUACCAGCGAGCGCACUUCGCUGGUAGAAGAAAGGGAAACUGCGAAACGUCAGGAGGCCAAGAAACGCAUCAACAAGCGAAAAAUACAGCCGAAACCUGAGAAGCGUCCGACGGAGGUACCGAAGCGCGCUCCAAGAGCUCCCGCUCGUCGUCAGGGAGGCAGCGUGUUUGACCGCCUUUACCGCGGCGUGCCGGUACACGCCACCCGCGACAGUGAUCUUCUGACACCCGAAGGAACCACUGAUCAGUCGCGGACCCGCCGUCGCAGCAGUGACGCCAGCGCCAGCGACCAGGACAGCGAGCCUGAGACCCGACCACGCUCCAAGUCGCCGGUGAAGCGCUCCUCGAGCGGCAUCCACAUGGCGGACGUGGCGCUGGUGUCUGCGGGCGAGGAGAGCCGCCUCCAGCCGGGCGUCCUGCCGCACGUGAAGCGCACCAAGGCCUUCAGCAUCUUCGGCGUGCCGGUGGUGUUCCCGGGCCGGCUUUUCGGCCGCCGGAAGCGGGAGGACGGCGACGUGGAGAGCCUGCGUGAGAAGGGCCCGCAGCUCGACCCGAGCAUGGUGAACACCACCUCGAUGGCCCGCGGCGCCAUCCCAGUUCUGCCCCGCUCCGCCGCCUACCUUUGUCUGCUGCUCAACAUCUUUCUGCCGGGUCUGGGGACGGCAGCUAGCGGCCUGCUCGUGCACUGCAUGGGUCGCACUCGCUAUUCGGUAGAGACGACCAAGCAGGACCGUUGGGCGAGCACGUGCACCAACCUGGUGGUGGCGCUGAUGCAGCUGUACACGCUCACCUUCUGCCUGGUCGGCUGGUUCUGGAGCGUCGGCUGGGGGGUCAUCAUGGUGACGGUGGCUGACCAGCACCGCUCGCUGCAGAGCAUGAGCGCCGAGGAGCGCGCCGCCCAGACACGCCGCACUUCGUUCCAGCAGCUCAUCAGCAGCGACUGAACGGCGGAGGGCCAGGCGCGGCACGGUAGUGGAACGGCCCCCAGACGGCAGCAGAGCGGCGUCCCAGCGCGCGAAGUCGCGUGACACCACCACCACAACAGUGUGUAUGUCACUACGUGCACCACAUAUCUACAUAUAUGUAGACGUUUGGAAAUAGAGAACUAUUUUGUGAUCAUGCGAUAGUGCAAGUUGCUUGGAAUCAGUAAACUAAUAGCUAGUUUUAACCCUCGCC